AGUGGAGAUAAAAGCUACAUUUCUGUGCAGAGGACCUCACGUCGCUCAUACGUUAACCACUUGUUUCGAUAGACUCACUGUUUAUUAGAUUUUUUCGUAGAUUUCGUUCAAAUAAAUUAGGAAAUCAGUAAAUAAAUGUAACGGUGUAAAGCUGGUACUCAAAAUGUGGUCAUUUAAAGUUCUCCGUAGUCAAGUGUGUUCGGUAGAACGCGUAUUAUUGUUGGAUAAUCGUAGUAUAGCGUCAUCGGUCAAGGGCAUCAACUUCAACUCCAAGCAUCUCAAGAAAGGAGAUCCAGAGCCAGCUUACAAUGGCAUUCUACGGGUUUAUAACAUGCGGUUCUGCCCGUAUGCGCAACGGACCAUGCUUGCAUUGAACGCCAAAGAGAUUGACUAUGAGUUGGUUAACGUAAAUCUUAUUAACAAACCUGAUUGGAUUUUCAAUAAGAGUCCUUUUGGUAAAGUUCCCGUUCUGGAAAUAAAACAGGGCGAAACUAUUUACGAGAGUUUAGCGACUGUGGAAUAUUUAGACGAAGUAUACCCUCAAAGACCUCUAUUACCCAAAGACCCAGUGCAAAGAGCACGGGACAAAAUGGUAGUCGAACUGUCUGGAGCCAUACACACGUUGUUUUUCAAACUUGUUAAAACACCAGAUAAGGUAAAUGAACACAACGUUGCGGCAUACCGAAAAGUCCUGGACGUAAUUCAGGAGGAACUAGUAACGCGUGGGUCGAAUUUUUUGUAUGGAAACGAGCCAGGAUACGUAGACUACAUGAUUUGGCCGUGGUUCGAGAGACUGCAAAUUUUGGCCGAAACCAAUCCUACAGCCAACAUUAAUGCUGAUAAAUAUAAGUUACUGUUGGAGUACAUAGCAAACAUGAGGAUGGAUCCAGUCAUCAGCCAAUACCUAAUUCCUGAUGAUAUUUUAAUAAAAUUCCACAGUGGAUUUCAAUUAUCAAGUGGCCCUAACUAUGACUUACUUCUGAAUAAAGAUUAAAUUAACGAUGUUGUUGUUAAUACUUUAUUACUUAAUUAAUGUCGUCAAUUAACGUGGCUUACAAUACCAAGUGAUUAUUAAUGACUACCUACUUACAUCAGGAUAAUAUAUUUCGUGAAUCAUAAACGUAAAUGGUCUUAAAAUGUUUAAUUAUAGAAAAAAAUACCACUCAGUAAGAAAGAAAGAAAUAUUAUAAAAUCAGCAAGUUUGCAACUAAUUAAAAUGUCAAAAACACUCCAAUUUGUAAGUCACAUACAACUUGAGAAUGAAAACACUUCAUUUUUGAGAAUACAUUAAAAAAAAUGAAGAAUAAGUUGUACAUGAUAACAGAUGAUCAAAAAAUUACAUUAAUAAUUAUUCUAAAAAAAUGCUGAAUCUGAUAUCAUCUUUGAACUUUACAACUUUUAAUACAAAAUGAAAUGUCUUAUACUAUUUUUAAAUUAUGUCAUAAAACUAAA
Molecule: messenger RNA, 1452 nt
Organism: Ostrinia furnacalis (Asian corn borer)
Lineage: Eukaryota; Metazoa; Arthropoda; Insecta; Lepidoptera; Crambidae
Gene: GSTo2
Product: glutathione S-transferase omega 2
Exons: 5
Coding region: 164-994 (276 amino acids)
Biological process (GO): glutathione metabolic process
Cellular component (GO): cytoplasm
Molecular function (GO): glutathione transferase activity; glutathione dehydrogenase (ascorbate) activity
Source: RefSeq, a predicted model, not a curated record